CUCAUUCUCAUCUACUAUCUUCUAGUCUUCUACUGUUACCACAAAAACAAAAAAAGAAUACAAUAAAAAAAAAAACAACACUCUGCACUCUGCAGUCACUCCAAGACUCACGAGGCUGGAGCCGACGACACUGGAUUCAGGUUGAAGAAGAAGAUGGGUGAUGAGAAAGAUCAAGACAAAGAAAGUGUUGUUGUUGUAAUGGAUACUCCGGAAAGAACCCAGAUCGCUACUCCACUUUCUAAAUUCGAGGAUUCCCCAGUCUUCAAUUAUAUCAAUAGUCUUUCACCUAUCAAGCCCGUUAAAUCUGUGCAUUUCACACAGACAUUUAGUGCCUUAAGUUUUGCAUCCCUUCCAUCUGUUUUCACUUCGCCUCAUGUCAGUUCCCUCAAAGAUUCUCGAUUCCUAAGAAGGCACCAGUUUUCCGAUCCAUCGAAACCGGAAAAUACUUCCGAAGAUGCAAAGAAAGCCGAAAUCAACGAAGGGAAUCCAAACACCACUCAGAACCAAUUAAAUCAGCAAACGGAAUUUAAUUCCAAUUCCGUUUCCGAACUGUUGUGCCAUCAAACAGGCCCUCAAAUCUUGAAUCAAGAAAAUUAA
Molecule: messenger RNA, 597 nt
Organism: Lactuca virosa
Lineage: Eukaryota; Viridiplantae; Streptophyta; Magnoliopsida; Asterales; Asteraceae
Source: the annotation of a GenBank genome assembly